AUGAAGUUUUCCAUCAUCAGCGGCGCCUCCACGCUCUUAUGCAUCUUAGCACCAGUGACAGCGCUGCGAGGAGCGCCAGCUCUAGUACCAGUGCCUGACCCGAACCGAGAAUUCAGCUUCCACUGCCCGAAUGGGCCCGUCUACACAAAGGCUCAACUCAUGGAUUUUGUUCUGACGGCCAGAGCAGUUAUGCAGACCGAUAGAGCAGAUGAUCUAUAUCCUUUUGUGUUCACUUCAUUACACUACAGCAUUCCCGGAGAACUAUGGUAUUAUCCUAUGGCAGAGGGCCCAGGUCCACAUGACUUCGUUAUAUUCAACACAGACAAUCGAUUAGUGGGCGCAGUAAGUCGCACUCAUCAUGGAAAUGGCCCCGACGUCGUUGAACCUUGUCAAUUUGUGUAA
Blumeria graminis f. sp. triticale is the source of this 402-nucleotide messenger RNA. NCBI's taxonomy places the organism in Eukaryota, Fungi, Ascomycota, Leotiomycetes, Helotiales, Erysiphaceae. The record is from the annotation of a GenBank genome assembly.